AUGGCGUCGCAGGCCGGCGACCGACUCAUUUGGCUGUGUCUAGGAGUUACGCUGUAUUUUGCAGCACGCGGUAUCACAGCCGAACUAUAUCGCAUUCGGGAGCUUACGCAGAUCAAGAAAAGCAGCGAGGAGGAGAGCAGUCAUGUAAUCGGAGAGGCCACAGAAGAUGCUUUGAAUCUUGGAACUUUACGGCAGCUGGCGCAAAGCCCUGACUAUGAAUUACGAGCAUCAUCGAUGACAAUUAUUUGUGAAAGAGCUACAAAAGGCCCCGCUCGAGAUUUAUUGCUCAAAGACUUAUCCGGCCUGGAUGCAGUUCGCAGGGACAAUGCCCUAACCGCGCUAUACUUUCUGCUAAUGGGCCGGCCUCUGACUCGCUCCUUUACCUCUCAUCGUUUUAGGGACCCGUCCACUUUUCGUAGCCUUAUCGAUUGUUUGUGUAACUUUUUGGGCGAACAUACUGAAGAAACCGGCAUGAUAUCCUCUCCGAUUCUACCAAAAACUAGACCACUGGGAGAGAAUAGAGCGUUGGCUAUUUUGUGCGUUCUCUUGCCGGACAACGUUCUGACGGCCUUGGAGGCUGGCCUUGUGACACGAUGGCUUGCAAAAUAUCCUUUCCCUUGCGCAUCACAAACGAGGUCUAAAAGACGAAAUGUGGUCUUUUAUAUGAGAACACGCCCUGGGGAUGACCAGCUGAUGAGUACAAUUUUUGAAAUUCUUUUUUUCCACCGCGAAGGCGGGAAGCAACUUCGACUUUGCGGCCUAAUGGGAGGAAUAAUGCCGGCCGAUAUAUUCAAUUUGCCUUCCAAUAUGGAAAGGAAUGUUUGGGUGUUAGACGACGAAAGUACAGCUGAGCCCCGGCCUCGGGAAGGUACCGUAGAGGACCAGGCUCUGCGACGCCGCCGGAGAGAGGCCGUGGUUAUUAGUGAAGGCGCGGCGCCCCUAAGCGGCCUUGAUAUCUUUGAGCCAGUAUGA
This is a messenger RNA of Ophidiomyces ophidiicola, 972 nucleotides long. RefSeq lists its product as uncharacterized. The coding region runs from base 1 to 972 and encodes 323 amino acids. The record is from RefSeq and is a predicted model, not a curated record. The transcript is spliced from 5 exons. Lineage: Eukaryota; Fungi; Ascomycota; Eurotiomycetes; Onygenales; Onygenaceae.